Molecule: messenger RNA, 4442 nt
Organism: Anopheles gambiae (African malaria mosquito)
Lineage: Eukaryota; Metazoa; Arthropoda; Insecta; Diptera; Culicidae
Product: fatty acyl-CoA reductase wat
Exons: 6
Coding region: 2270-3790 (506 amino acids)
Biological process (GO): long-chain fatty-acyl-CoA metabolic process
Cellular component (GO): peroxisome
Molecular function (GO): alcohol-forming very long-chain fatty acyl-CoA reductase (NADP+) activity
Source: RefSeq, a predicted model, not a curated record
ACGUCUGCCUGCGGAGUUACGGCACAGAACGCAGCACGUGCCCCCGUUUGUAACUCUAAACGCGGUAGUGCCUCAUUUAUGCAGGAACAGGCUCUUUGCCAAUCAACGCAAUGCAAAAAAAUCAUUCCUCCUUCUGGAGCCCGGAAUGAUGUCGUGCAAGUAUAUGCCUUAAAGCUGCAAAAAAGGGCAACGACGUGACAGUUCGUCCGUGCGGGUUUUCGAUUGCGGAGCGCCAGAUGGCGGGACAGAGAGAAGGUUGGGCGACCGCCCGGCCCCGAGUGUGCGCACAAAAAAGAAAGGGGCGACGAAAGAAAAGUACUCCUGCGUGUGUGUGUGUGUGUGUGUGUGUGUGUGUGUGUGUGUGUGCGAGUGCCUGUGUCUUUCCGUGAAUGGGGCUUCAAUGACCAGGAACAGAGGGAACACCAUGUCCAAUGGGUUUGACGGGGCUUUUGCUGCUUGGAUUUUGCUUUUGAAUUUAGGACCUUCGAUUGGAUUUGUUGGAUGAGCAAAACUCGCCACUCCAGCCAAACACAGAGCGAAACGGCUGACCGAAAGAAGCUGGCCGCGCCUAUCCCCGUUCCGAUACUGCCCAGCCCACAGGGAACGGAGCAGGAAGUUAGGCAACAAGGGAAAAUUAUCUUCCCUCCGGCUCCGCCGCGAAUCUCUUAUCCGGACGACGACGCGCGGCAGGCGACAGCGAAAGUCAUACCGUGUCGCGUGUGUGUGUGUGUGAUUGUGCGUGUAUGUGAGCUAUCAUUCCGCAUGGAAUGUGUGUGUGUGUGCUAUACUUUUUCCUCUUCUUCUUCUUCUGCUGAUACGACACAAAUGCGGCGUUGUGUGACACGACCACGUCCUCGUCGUCGUCGCUAAUUCUCUUGGCGGCUUCCCUUCGCGCUCCCCCCCUUUAAAACGCGCUUGAUUCCGCUUGAAGCUUCAAAUGCCUGAUGCAAUUUAAGGGCACCGUCCAACCCAGUCAGUCUUCGGUGCUGGCGUACCAAUUGACCUCCCCUCCCCUCCCUCGCCCUCCUUAUAAAUAGCCACGGCGGUACACAUGCGCACACACUGCCGUGCACGUGCUUUUCCGCGGUUUGACAGCUCGCAGCGUGCCUGUGCCAGGAGAAAAACGGAAACGGUGUAAAUUGAUUAAUCUACAUGUGGCACCGGGGCAGAAGUGCACAGAAGAAUUUGAAGAAGAGGAGCGAGAGAGAGAGAGGUGCGAGCGUGUGCCCCUGGUCACGAGUAAUAAAGCCCCCCAAGUCGUCCCUGGAGAAGGGACAUGUUGUCGCCUGAUUUGUUGCCCCUGUAAGAGGGGGGUGGGUCCACACAAUCACAGGGAAGACCUCUUUCACUUGGACACAUACUCUCUCCUUCGCUCUCAUUCACUCACUCAGUUUGAGGCAGCUUUCUCGCGGGUCGGGUCCAUUGCAGCGUCGUCUAAAUCAAAGGAGGGCGGCAGUUGCAAGGGCAGCAUUUGUUUACAUGUCGAUGCACUUACGUCCCGUACAUCCCUGUUGAUGCAGCGGAGCGGACUAUACUGCUGGUGGUGAUGGUGGUGCGAGGUGUUCAAGCAAUGUUGAUUGAAAUCUUCCGCUUUUUCGCUGUUCCAAGCGGGCCCACACCCUGACACUUGUGGCGUAACGGGGGAAUUACCCUCUCUCCCCCUCAUUCCAAGGGAAUUCUUUACCGCAGGUCAGUGUUUCCCAAGUUUUGUGUCCCGCCGAGUGUGUGUGAGUGUGUCCCGAGUGCGGAACAACAACAAACCCCGUGCUUGAUGUGGUUCGAAUCCAGAUUCACAGGCCUUUUUCACCGUGAAGAAAUAGUGGUUGUGUGUGUGAGAUAGUGUGAGUUGUUUGUGCGUGUGUGUGUGUGUGCAUUAUUACCUACGGUAUUAUCAAUGAUAAUCGUUGGAUAAUACAACGCCCUGCCCUGUGAUUCCCGUCCUCCCCUAUGUGCAAUAUUCUUUGGUUGUGAACGCACGCGCGUUUGUGUGUGUGUGCCAGUGUGUUUGAGUGUGUGCGACAAACCGCUCCAAACCCAGCUGUCGCACCAUUACGCUCGGCAGUGAGCUAUUUCGCGCCUCAUUAGUCCCUCGUUAGCAACGAGCCGUCGCGCCGACAAAGAGCGAGCGAGCGAUCGAGCGCCAACCGCACACCGACGCACACAUCAAAACCAUAACCCCGUCACCAUAGGGCCUAUCAGGGUGCAGCGCCAGGAGCCAGGUGCAGCGGUUCGGACGCAUCUUCACAACGGCCACGGCAACGGCACGAAGAUGAGUGACACCUGCGGCUCGAAGGUGAUCGAGUUCUACCAGGACUCGGUCGUGCUGAUCACCGGCGCGAGCGGCUUCCUCGGCAAGGUGCUGCUCGAGAAGCUGCUCCGCUGUCUGGAGGCGCGCAAGAUAUACGUGCUGAUACGCCGGAAGCGCGACUACAGUGCACAGAUGCGGCUGGAGCAGAUUCUUAAGUCGAUGUUAUUCGACCGUGUUCGGAACGAGACCAAGGCAGCGAAGGCCCUGUUCGACAAGAUCGAGGCGGUCGAGGUAAACUUCGAGCGGGACGAUCUCGGGCUGGAGCCGGCGCUGCGCGAUCGGCUCCGGCAGGAGGUGGAGGUCGCGUUCAAUCUGCUCGCCUCGGUCAACUUUAACGAGGCGCUCGACCAGGCGCUGGAAACGAACGUCGAGUGUACGCGGCGCGUGCUCAACCUGCUCAGCGGCGCCCGGCGCAUCAAGUCCGUCAUCCACGUGUCGACGUUCUACUCGAACUGCAACCGGACGCUGAUCGAGGAGAAGAUCUACGACGACAUCGGGUUCGGCGGGUACGACAACAUCAAGAGCACGUUCGCGAAGCUGCAGGACGAUCACAAACAGUUCCUGUCGCCGGUCGUGCUCGGCACCUUCCCGAACUCGUACACGUUCAGCAAAAAGUGCGCCGAGGUGGUGGUGCGCGACAAGUUCGGCCAUCUGCCGGUGGGCAUCUUUCGGCCACCGAUAGUGACCUCCAGCUACCGGGAGCCCGUACCUGGAUGGGUCGAUAACUUCAACGGUCCGAGCGGCAUGGUGGUGCCACUGUCCCAGGGGCUGUACAGUGCCGCCCUGCUCGAUCCCAAAAAGAAGCCGUUCAUCGUACCGGUCGACUUCUGCGUCAAUGCGCUGCUGGUAUGCGCGCACGACGUGAGCAAGUCGAGCGUCACCAAGAGCAUUCCCGUGUACAACUACACCGACGACUGCAACCUCUGGACCUGGGACCAGGUGAUCAACGGAUUCUUCAGCGGACUCGGACCAAUCCGGAAACUAGUGGCAAAAUACUUCACCGGCACAAUCACGGUCAACCCGGUGCGGUACGCAAUAUGCAAGCGAAUCAUGAUGUUCCAGGCCUUCUGUUUGGAUCUGAUCCGCACAUUCAGUGGAAAGGAAAAAAUUAUGCAACGAUUGUUCUCCAAGAUGGUGACGCUGAGCGAAGUGUUGCGCUUCUUCUGCCUGAACGACUGGAAGAUGACGAACGACAACAUCCGCCGGAUCAGCGACGAGAUGUCCCCGCUCGAGGCGGAGAUGUUCCCGCUCGACAUCAGGAAGAUCGACUGGACCGAGUACUACCGGAACUUUGUGCCGGGCGUGAUCAAGUACGCGGUGCAGCCGCGCAGCCCGCGCAGUCCCAGCAUCGCGGAGCGGAAGCUGAAGGAGUCGAAGGUGCGGGAAACGAAAAAGCUCAACAGCGGCCUGUUCUACCUGCUGUGGAGCUCCGUGUUUAUUAUUGCGCUGAAGAUAUUCAAAAACCUCUUCAACAAGGUGUGAAGAACUUUCCAACUCCAAGUACGCUUCCAAUUUAUUUAGGGUUCAAUUUAAGACGGAAAAUGGGACACGAACACACAAACCCACACAUACACAUAAAGACACACACACACACACACACACAUACAAGCUGCAAUCACAAGUACAUGCUGAUAAAUAGGGGUAGUAGGUAUUAAGGCAAAUGGCGCAGAAGUAUAGAGGUCCUGCCAAUAAAAGACACGUCGCAAAUUCACGUCGCCGCAAAUGCGCUUGCGCAACCAGCAAACGAGCCAGCCAGCGGGCAAGCAGCAACUAUUUACUAAAACGCAUAGUAAUCAAGCAACAACAACAAAAAACAACAUGCAUAACCGCGAAAGAAAGAAUUAUAAAAGUAAUGCAAGCAAACAAACAAACAAACAUAACGGUAACGGAAAACAUCAAACAACACGGAACAACAACAUCAACAAGACAACAACAUCAUUUAAAGUAUAGAAUAAUAAUUACAAGCAAAACAAAAACAAGAACAAAAAAAGAAGAAAACCAACAAAAACAACUUUGCCACUAGCUACGUAGAGCUAAGGAUACCUGAAGUUCAGUGACAGAGAUUUUUUUCCAACAAAUGAUAACGAUUAAAUUAAUUAAUGAAUAAAAUAAACAUUUUGUAGGCUUUUUUGUA